GAGACGGCGGAGGCCUGAAUAGAAGCCCAGGAGUUGAGGCCUGUGAUUGUCUGCGUGGGGUUGGAGGGCGGCAUAGCUAAAGGCAGUGCAUGUAGCACAAAGCUCCGGAAUGGAGGGGAGAGGAUGGAGGUUUAGGCCUUGGGCGGAGAGGUCGUGUGGGCCUUGGGGGGAAGUAGUGGGGAUUGAGUGAAUGGGCUGGGUCUGCGAGGAGAUGAGCUGAUGCCGAAGGCAGUGGGUGAUGAUGCUCGGUCGGGCAGCGGGCGAAGUGGUUCCGUAGCCCUGGCGGUGGGGGAGGCCUCCCCGAGGGAAGCCGAGGCGGCAGUUCAGCGGUGGGCUGGGAGGAUGGGUACACUGGGACAAGGCGCCGGAUCCAGUGAGUCAAUCGCCGUGGCGGUCGGGGACUGAGAGGAAGGUCCGCUGCUUGGGGCCGGGAUGUGUGCAAGCCGCUGCUUAGGGCUCUCCUUCGUCUCGGUCGCGGCCGGCGCCGAGCAACUGCGGGCUUUAGGCCUCGCUCGCUUCAACCCGCUUCCCGCCCAUAGGCGGAGCCGCACUCCCCCGUAUUGGCGGCUGCAUAUAUCGAGGCCCUGGACACCCGGCCGGCGGUCCUGGGUGAAGUUAGUCUGAAUUGGUAGUGGUGUGCUUUUAGGCGACAGGCCAUUGCACCAUGUCCGAUUACUUCAUGCUCAAGCCUCCAAAUGAUUACUGGGAGGAAUGGUGAGAACAAAGGUUUGUUGUUUACGAUGGAGUGGCAACCUGAUGAACAGGGUCUUCAGCAAGUGCUCCAGCUGCUCAAAGACUCUCAAUCGCCAGACACAGCAACACAACGGGCAGUUCAACAAAAAUUGGAGCAGCUGAACCAGUAUCCAGACUUCAACAACUACCUGAUUUUUGUCCUAACCAGACUGAAAUCUGAAGAUGAACCAACACGGUCCCUUAGUGGCCUGAUUCUCAAGAACAAUGUGAAAGCUCAUUACCAGAGUUUUCCCCAGGGGGUUGCAGAAUUCAUCAAACAGGAGUGUUUAAAUAACAUUGGAGAUGCCUCCCCACUCAUCAGAGCAACCAUAGGUAUUUUGAUCACUACUAUUGCUUCGAAGGGAGAGCUGCAAGCUUGGCCAGAGCUGCUUCCUCAACUCUGUAACCUGCUCAACUCUGAAGAUUACAAUACAUGUGAGGGUUCUUUUGGAGCCUUACAAAAAAUUUGUGAGGAUUCUUCUGAAAUGCUGGACAGUGAUGCUUUGAAUAGACCUCUCAACAUCAUGAUUCCCAAAUUCUUGCAGUUUUUCAAACAUUGUAGUCCCAAGAUCAGAUCCCACGCAAUCGCUUGUGUGAAUCAGUUCAUCAUCGGCAGGGCCCAGGCACUCAUGGACAAUGUCGAUACUUUCAUUGAGCACCUAUUUGCGUUGGCAACAGAUGAGGAUUCAGAAGUGAGGAAGAAUGUAUGCCGGGCACUGGUGAUGCUGCUGGAAGUUCGGAUAGACCGCCUAAUCCCACAUAUGCACAGUAUAAUCCAGUACAUGUUGCAGAGGACGCAAGAUACUGAUGAAAAUGUAGCAUUGGAGGCGUGCGAGUUCUGGCUGACACUGGCUGAACAGCCAAUCUGUAAAGAGGCCCUAUCAGGACAUUUGAUCCAGUUGAUUCCUAUUUUAGUGAAUGGAAUGAAAUACUCGGAGAUUGACAUAAUCCUUUUAAAGGGUGAUGUGGAAGAGGAUGAUACCGUCCCAGACAGUGAGCAAGAUAUAAAGCCCCGUUUUCACAAGUCCCGCACGGUUACCCUGCAGCAUGAGGAGGAUGCCACUGAGGAAGAUGAGGACUUUGAUGACGAUGAUGACACGCUUUCAGAUUGGAACCUGAGAAAGUGCUCGGCUGCUGCACUGGACGUCUUGGCAAAUGUUUUCCGAGAUGAUCUUCUGCCUCACCUUCUGCCACUGCUGAAAGGAUUGUUGUUCCAUCCGGACUGGGUUGUUAAGGAGUCUGGAAUCUUGGUUUUAGGUGCAAUUGCUGAAGGUUGUAUGCAAGGGAUGGUUCCCUACCUCCCAGAGUUAAUCCCGCACCUCAUUCAGUGUCUGCCGGAUAAGAAGGCGUUGGUGCGUUCAAUUGCCUGCUGGACAUUGAGUCGCUAUGCACACUGGGUUGUCAGUCAGCCACCGGAUCAGUACCUUAAGCCAUUGAUGACUGAGCUUCUGAAACGAAUCCUGGAUGGAAAUAAGAGAGUCCAAGAGGCAGCCUGCAGUGCAUUUGCUACAUUGGAGGAAGAGGCCUGCACUGAGCUUGUGCCAUAUCUCAGCUAUAUCCUCGACACACUGGUAUUUGCCUUUGGAAAGUAUCAGCACAAGAACCUGCUGAUCUUGUAUGAUGCUAUUGGCACUUUGGCAGACUCUGUUGGACAUCAUCUCAAUCAGCCGGAAUACAUCCAGAAGCUAAUGCCUCCACUCAUUCAGAAAUGGAAUGAACUCAAGGAUGAAGAUAAGGAUCUCUUCCCUCUGUUGGAGUGUCUUUCAUCAGUGGCCACAGCUCUACAAAGUGGCUUCCUCCCUUACUGUGAGCCUGUUUAUCAACGUUGUGUCACUCUUGUCCAGAAAACACUAGCCCAGGCAAUGAUGUACAAUACUCAGCCGGAUCAGUAUGAGGCUCCAGACAAGGACUUCAUGAUUGUGGCACUGGAUCUGCUCAGUGGCUUGGCAGAGGGUCUUGGGGGCAAUGUAGAGCAGUUGGUUGCUCGGAGUAACAUCAUGACUCUUCUAUUUCAGUGCAUGCAGGACACCAUGCCAGAGGUCCGUCAGAGUUCAUUUGCACUUUUAGGAGAUCUCACCAAAGCCUGUUUCCAGCAUGUUAAACCAUGUAUAGCUGAGUUCAUGCCUAUCUUGGGAACCAAUCUGAACCCAGAGUUCAUAUCUGUGUGCAACAAUGCCACCUGGGCAAUUGGGGAGAUCUGCAUGCAGAUGGGUUCAGAGAUGCAGCCUUAUGUGUCACUAGUCCUGAAUAACUUAGUGGAAAUCAUCAAUAGACCAAACACUCCCAAAACUCUGCUUGAAAACACAGCCAUAACCAUUGGUCGCUUGGGUUAUGUGUGUCCUCAGGAAGUAGCACCCAUGCUGCAGCAAUUCAUUAGACCAUGGUGCACGUCUUUGAGAAACAUCCGUGACAAUGAAGAGAAGGAUUCUGCAUUCCGAGGGAUCUGUAUGAUGAUUGGAGUGAAUCCAGGGGGUGUAGUCCAGGAUUUCAUCUUUUUUUGUGAUGCUGUUGCUUCAUGGGUGAACCCAAAAGAUGACCUGCGCGAGAUGUUUUAUAAGAUACUGCAUGGGUUCAAGGAGCAGGUUGGUGAGCAGAACUGGCAACAAUUUUCUGAACAGUUCCCACCACUUCUGAAGGAGCGGCUGUCUGCAUUCUAUGGCGUAUAGCUGAAGUUAAGGGACAUGUCAGGUUUCUGUUGCUGGGAGGGCUACUGGGAAAUCAUCCACAUCUAGGAGUUGCAAUGCCCUGUCAACGGGGGGUUAGGGUGGAGCUGGUGGGACUAAAAUAAACACCCCCUUUCUCCGGAAAUAUCGGGGGAAAAGAGCCUCUAAAGCAGAGCAAACAGGAUUAAUUAGGCUGAAAGAUCUUGCACGCCUUCUCUCUAAUGAGGCAAUUGCCACUACACACGGGAUAAUCCAAAGAUUCCUGAGAGUCAAAUCUCUCGGUUGGACAACUCGGGAGGGGGCAAAACGUGUUGGGGAAAUUUAGGGGAAAAAAUUAAAAUCUAGGCAAGCUUAGGGAAGAAUUCUAAAAGGUUAAUGAAAUUGGCUAGGUUUAAACAGCCUUGUCCAUCUAAAUUUGGGUAACAUCAAGUCUGAUGCUUGUGCCGUGGUUUAAGAGUAGAAGUUUUUAAAAGUUAGUUUUUUUUUAACACAUUAAAGCUAGAAAGCAUACCAAGCUUUGUACUGUUGCAUAGAUCCCCAGCAGUCAUCUAAAGAGUCACUGUUUCAAGCUAGACUGCAUGGUGGUGAGCUGUAAUACUCUAGUGAUCUCUGAACAGAAUGUAAUGAACCAUAACACGUGUCUCUAUAUAGAUCAAGGCUUCACUAUCAUUUCCGAUGGUUUGUAACGGAUUGGUCCAAUACAGUAGCGCUCAGCUUUCUGCUUCCCUCGAGCCCAACAGUGGGCAGAAGAGAUCGUCGGU
Molecule: messenger RNA, 4156 nt
Organism: Mobula hypostoma (lesser devil ray)
Lineage: Eukaryota; Metazoa; Chordata; Chondrichthyes; Myliobatiformes; Myliobatidae
Product: transportin-2
Exons: 24
Coding region: 696-3398 (900 amino acids)
Biological process (GO): protein import into nucleus
Cellular component (GO): nucleus; cytoplasm
Molecular function (GO): small GTPase binding; nuclear import signal receptor activity
Source: RefSeq, a predicted model, not a curated record